This is a messenger RNA of Chlorella variabilis, 665 nucleotides long. RefSeq lists its product as hypothetical. The record is from RefSeq and is a predicted model, not a curated record. NCBI's taxonomy places the organism in Eukaryota, Viridiplantae, Chlorophyta, Trebouxiophyceae, Chlorellales, Chlorellaceae. The transcript is spliced from 3 exons. The coding region runs from base 57 to 665 and encodes 202 amino acids.
CCCCAUUCCCUCCUCUCUCUCCUUUGGUGCCUGAUCCAAUCACCAGCACUCUCGCCAUGGCCCUCCCCCGCACCCUGGCCGCCCUCCUGGGCCUGUUCUCGAUGGCCUAUGCCUACACCGGUGAUGGCACCGCCUACUCUGGCGACGGCGAGAAGGAUAAGACCGGCUUCAACGCCUGUGAGUACGGCGACCUGGGCUCCCACUGGGAGAAGUGGUAUGCCGCCAUGCCCGCCGGCUGCGGCAGCCAGGGCUGGGAGUCCAACAAGUGCGGCAAGUGCAUCAAGGCCAGGGGCCUCGACGCGGGCGCCCCCGGCGGCUGGGUUGUGGUCAAGGUGGUGGACCAGUGCGCCUCCUGCACCUGCGGCGACGUCGACUUCUCCACCCGCGGCCUCCAGGCGGUGACCGGCUUCUCCUGGGACCGCAAGAAGGUUGAGUGGGAGUGGACCGAGUGCUCUGAGAGCGCCAGCAAGUCCUCCUCCUCCAACGACGACGAGAGCGUCUCCGCCUCCUCCGCCUCCUCCGACGACUCCUCCGACUCUGAGGAGGAGUCUAAGAAGAGCAAGAAGAAGAGCAAGAAGUGCAAGAAGGGCUACUACAAGAAGAACGGCAAGUGCAAGAAGAAGAAGAGCAGCGACCGCAAGCUGCUGAGCGAGGUCGAGGAGUAA